Molecule: messenger RNA, 3419 nt
Organism: Penaeus vannamei (Pacific white shrimp)
Lineage: Eukaryota; Metazoa; Arthropoda; Malacostraca; Decapoda; Penaeidae
Source: RefSeq, a predicted model, not a curated record
CGAGUUGGUCAAGCUCAGCGAGGGUCGCUCAUGCGGCAGCCGGAGGAGGUGUUCGACAUCAUCUGCAAGCUGGCGAGGGGUCCUAUGGUAGUGUAUAUAAGGCCUUACACAAGGAAUCUGGGCAGGUGCUGGCCAUCAAACAGGUGCCCAUUGACACAGACCUUCAAGAAAUUAUAAAAGAAAUAUCUAUAAUGCAGCAGUGCGAUUCUCCUCAUGUCGUCAAAUAUUAUGGUUCAUAUUUCAAAGACUCAGAUCUAUGGAUCGUGAUGGAGUACUGUGGUGCUGGGUCUGUGUCAGACAUCAUGAGACUAAGAAAAAAGACUCUCAACGAAGAGGAGAUCGCGACCAUUAUCUACGACACGUUGCGUGGUUUAGAGUACCUCCACCUGAGACGGAAGAUUCACAGGGAUAUCAAGGCGGGAAAUAUCCUCCUCAACACUCAGGGUCAUGCCAAGCUAGCAGACUUUGGGGUCGCAGGUCAACUCUCGGACACAAUGGCCAAAAGAAACACUGUGAUAGGCACUCCUUUCUGGAUGGCCCCAGAAGUAAUUCAGGAAAUAGGUUAUGACUGUGUAGCUGAUAUAUGGAGUUUAGGUAUAACAGCAUUAGAAAUGGCGGAGGGGAAGCCCCCUUACGGUGACAUUCACCCUAUGCGUGCCAUAUUCAUGAUCCCCACUAAGCCACCGCCAUCAUUCCGAGAGCCCGAUCAGUGGCAACCCGAGUUCAUCGACUUUGUGUCCAGAUGUCUGGUGAAGAACCCCGAGGAGAGAGCGACGGCAUCAAAGCUCCUCCAGCACCAGUUCAUCCGUGGUGCUCAGCCGGCCAGCAUUCUAAGGAACAUGCUGGAGGAGGCAAUGGAGAUCCGGGAGAACCAGAACUCCAACCGGCAGAACCAAAUCAAGCAUAUCACGGAAUCGUUGUCGCAACAGCAGUCCCCCCAGCUCCAAUUGCCGGGGAUGAGCACACAAGCUGAGCAAGACAACAAAAACAAUGAGCACAACCAAACCCACCAUCAGCACCACCCCAACCUGGCUAAUAAUGAAAUCCAGGAAAUCAUUGAUGUCAAGGACGACGAUGAAGUGGACAGUCGGACGAUGGUCAGGUAUAGUGCCGGUGGGGGUGACAGUGGUACCUUGCGCCCUGCCAACAACGAGGGCACUCUAAUGGCACCACUGCAGUCUGGUGGCACUCUUGUCUCACCGGUAGACUCGGCGACGCUCUCCUCAGACCUCGGGACAAUGGUCAUAAACUCCGACAAUGAAGAUGAAGACGAGGACUCCACAAUGAAGAGGCAUGACACUGCUCCUGGUGAGCAGAGCAAGAAAUACAGGCCUUUGUUCCUUGACCAUUUCGAUAAAAAAGAACAAGAAAAGAGGGCAAGAAGUAAAGGUUCAAAGGAUAACUCUCCGCUGGAGCAGUUGGCGCCGCAGCAAUAUGUUGGGACGGGCAGACCUAUUGUCACACAACAGCACCCGACGUCACAAUCAUCCCAGUUGCCUUUAGAAGAAAAACAGUUACUACAACAGCCUCAGCACUCACAGCAGCAGCAGCCACAGCCCAGCACAGUGCAUCACCAACAGCACCAACAACAACAACAACAACAAAUACAGCUACAACAGCAGCAGCAACAGGUGCAAAACAGCCAAGCCUUUGAGGACCAACAAGGUGGAGACGGCACAAUGGUUUAUUCUCCAACGGCGCUAAUACACUCGCAGCCGAAGCCCAUGUCGGCUGAGGAGCAACAGAAGUUCGAGUGCUCAAAUUUGGAAGAGGAACAAAAUAAUCUGCAGAGACAGUUAGUUCAGAUGAACAAACCAGCCAAUCACCAGCCACUGCCAUCUCGGGGCGUUGCAGCCGAGAAUCAACCCAAGUUCCAGAGAUCUUUCAUUGAUGGCGACUUUGAUUUUCUCAAAAACCUGACUUAUGAAGAAUUACAUCAGCGGAUGGCUACUCUAGACCAGGAAAUGGAACGGGAAAUUGAUGAGUUGCGUCAACGCUAUCAUGCUAAGCGACAACCUAUCCUUGAUGCUAUGGACCAGAAAAGGAAGAGACAGCAGAAUUUCUAGCAGAAUUGUGCUCUUUAUAUCUUUUAUAAUAUGACAUGUGCCGUAAACUUUUAAAAGAUGUAAAUUUGAAAAUGAUAUUCGACUCGCCAAGAAAGAGAGUGGAUACACAUAACAAGUUAAAGUUAAGAUGAUGAUGGUGGCUAAGAAGUUGGGAGAAAUACCAAACACAGAUGCCAAGCAUAUCUGCCUGAUAUGAGGUCACUGUGCAAUGUGUGCCAUUUGAUUCAUAUCCCUGCUUAGUGCAAGCACUGCCUGUCGUAAGAAAAUGAAUGAGUUCAAUAGAAGUCGUUCAAAUGGUAUGACCUUGAUAUCCGAAGGAGGACUGGGAGAGCACCGGUUGCCAAUUAUACUAAAGAUUGCUUGUGGAUUUGUCAUCAGCCAUUAGUACGGAAAGAUGCUGCCUGCCCAUGGCCAGCAUGAGAUGGUUAAACUUACAUUGAUAUGUGAAAAUAUAAAAAGCGUGUUUGUUUUGUGGACAAGAUACUCACGGACUUGCUAGUUGUGACCCCAAGCUGUGAGCUGACCAUCCGAGCAGGGCGUUGCUGGUCAUCACUCCUAGAGAGCUCAAGUUUUGUCAUGUUUAUAUGAAUUUUUUCAUUCAUUUGCCUUCCUUGAUUAAUGCUACAUAUAUAUCUGCGAACCUCAUGGUCUAGAAAGCAAAGAAGUGGCUGUCAGACUUAAUUGAAGACAUUGUGAGGAAAUAUUUUGAAAAAUGGUAGUGUAAUAUCAUUUUUUUGUUUGCUAUUAAACAUCUGAUUCAUGUCUUCCUGUCUUGUUUAAUAGGCAGUGUACAGGUUGCCUACUUGCCAGGCCAUGCAUUCAGUGCCCAUACACAGUUGUGGGGAUGGUCCCUGUACAUGGCUGUAUUUGAGUUUUCUACACAGCUUUGUAUCUGGAACUGUGUUCAUCAGCAUGCCCCAUCUCGGUCCAAAGCUUUUGUAUAGGCUGUACAUUACUGUGUUGUGAUGUCUGGGCAGAGCUGUGUGGGUAGUCUCUGUAUGCGGGUUUUUCUGUGGGCACCAAACACUGCCAUAACUCUCACGCUGGGAGGCUCGUGCCAAGCUUCUCUUCCAUCUGAUUUUUCUACAGGUUUUGACUACACUGUUUACAGUGUUGAAUAUUGUAGUUUGUACUUAUUCCUUUUUGGUGUUCAUUUUAUAUGCUGUGGUGAGAGGGGAGGAGAGAGAGCGAGAGAGCAAGAGAGAGUGUAAGAGAAGAAAAGGUUCAAGAACUGUCCAUAUUCAGAGAUAAUUUAUGCAUUCAGAUAAGGUUUUCCAGUCAUUAGUUGUAAGUUUUAUUGUAGAUCCUCAAUUUUUUUGCCAAAAUCUGAUCAUCCAUGAAAAGGAGAAAGAA